CCUAGUACUAAUAUUUUUUUACAAUUUAACCUAAAAAUAAGUAAUAGACGUGGCAGAGAUUUAGCCUCCUUUUAUCCUCGACCAAAACCAGCUGCACUGAAACGACGCCGUACCGAGCUCCUCCGCCAUGGCAACCGAGAAUCCUGACCAUAACAUCUCCCUUUACUACCAGACACGCGCCGCCCAUCACGGCGUCGUGACGAGCGACUGGCUGGAUCAGGCGAAAGCUGCCGCCGGCGGCCACCCCGACGACGCCGUCGCGAAGAAUUCGACUGCUGCCGAGGAUGUCGGCGAGGUGUUCAGCGUGGUGGAUGAGUUCAAUAAUUGGCGGAAACUUCCGGAGUUGGCGGAGGCUGUUGCCGCAAUUAGGUCGUUGGCUUCGGUUAUUCGAUCGAGUGAGGCUACUACCAUGAUGGAGCUCGAAAUUGAGCUCAAGAAAGCCGCUGAUUCACUGAAAGCAUGGGACACUACUUCUAUCUCUCUCACAGCUGGUUGUGAUCUGUUCAUGCGGUAUGUGACAAGAACAUCUGCUUUGGAAUAUGAUAACUUCGACUCUGCAAAAUCUAGACUUCUAGAACGAGCUGAGAAGUUUGGGGAGAUAUCUUCUAAUGCUCGGAAAAGAAUUGCAAUGCUUGGUCAGGAUUUCAUUUUUGAUGGUUGUACCAUUUUGGUGCAUGGAUUCUCACGUGUUGUGCUGGAGGUUUUGACAGCAGCUGCUCAAAAUAAAAAACUAUUUCGAGUAUUCUGCACCGAGGGGAGGCCAGACAGGACGGGGCUAAGGUUGUCCAAUGAGCUCGCUAAGCUUGAUGUUCCGGUCAAGCUGUUGAUAGACUCCGCUGUCGCAUACAGCAUGGAUGAAGUAGACAUGGUGCUCGUUGGAGCGGAUGGGGUGGUUGAGAGCGGAGGCAUAAUAAACAUGAUGGGCACAUACCAAAUCGCUUUGGUUGCUAUAAGUAGGAACAAACCAGUUUAUGUUGCUGCUGAAAGUUACAAGUUUGCUCGUCUCUACCCGUUGGAUCAAAAAGACAUGGUGCCCGCCUUACGGCCUAUAGAUUUUGGGGUUCCGAUUCCAUCCAAGGUUGAGGUUGAGACAUCAGCUCGGGACUAUACGCCACCACAGUAUCUUACCUUGCUGUUCACUGAUCUAGGCGUUCUAACGCCAUCUGUGGUCAGCGAUGAGCUCAUCCAACUCUACUUGUAACAAGGUUAGGUCUAAUUUUUCCGCCAUUGAUGUACUGAUUACAUGAUUAAACAUUUGACUUAUUAGGCACUGUCCACUUGAUAUUCUCUUAACUUGCGUUAUUCGGUAAGGGUGCGUUUAUUUCGGUUGUAAAAUUUUCAUUAGAAAAUAAUGGAUGAAAAAAUAUGAGAAAA
This is a messenger RNA of Salvia miltiorrhiza (redroot sage), 1374 nucleotides long. RefSeq lists its product as uncharacterized. The transcript has 5 exons. NCBI's taxonomy places the organism in Eukaryota, Viridiplantae, Streptophyta, Magnoliopsida, Lamiales, Lamiaceae. The coding region runs from base 128 to 1201 and encodes 357 amino acids. Gene Ontology annotation, biological process: translational initiation. Gene Ontology annotation, cellular component: eukaryotic translation initiation factor 2B complex. Gene Ontology annotation, molecular function: translation initiation factor activity; guanyl-nucleotide exchange factor activity. The record is from RefSeq and is a predicted model, not a curated record.